Molecule: messenger RNA, 756 nt
Organism: Plasmopara halstedii
Lineage: Eukaryota; Oomycota; Peronosporomycetes; Peronosporales; Peronosporaceae
Exons: 5
Coding region: 1-756 (251 amino acids)
Source: RefSeq, a predicted model, not a curated record
AUGGUGCAGGGCUUCGCCUACGAACAACCCAAGGAGGAGGAGCUUUCACUAGUUAGAAGGAUGGUGCUUCAGUCUGAUAACGCCACCUGCAACCACAACACACUGUUGCCUUCGAUUCCUCCUUCCUGGGUAUUAUCAAAGGAAGUGCUAAAGUCAUGGGUAAAAGAAAGCAAUAACUGCGUCAUACCAACACCGGCAGUGGAAGGCCUCAGUUCACAUUAUUGGGUACUAAAUUAUAAUGUGGAGCUUGUACACAACCGAGAACGGCUCUUUGGGCUUGCGAAACAAGUUGAAUCAAUGGACAGGCAACUGAAGCGAACAGUAGAGAUGAGCGCCGAUUCGGCGAGAAUAAGGAGGGAUCUCCGACAGCUUGAGAUCCGUUGUACUGCAGUUGCUCGGCCCUCGCUCCCACGGCUUACGAGUACCCAAGUCGUCGAAGAAGGAAGUCUAGGAGAAUACUCUGACGUAAAGGAGAGGAUGAAGAAGAGACUAUAUGCUUGGAAAAACAAAGUCGCGGAGAGCUUGAAGAUAACAACGAGACGGCGGCGUCACCAACCUCGCCCUCUUCCUGAGCAACAGGCAGCCCUUGUUGAUUCACGGGACAUUGUAUCUUAUGCUAUUCGAAAAACCUUACAGCUUCAAUCCACUGGAGAGAAUGCAGUUACGGACGAGGGACAUGACGUUCAAUGCAAUCAACGAGUGCUUUCGGAUAUCGACGAAGGCGUUCAGAUACCAUUUGAGCUCCUUUCCGAAUGA